Xyrauchen texanus (razorback sucker) is the source of this 3847-nucleotide messenger RNA. Its product is annotated as tripartite motif-containing protein 16-like. Lineage: Eukaryota; Metazoa; Chordata; Actinopteri; Cypriniformes; Catostomidae. The coding region runs from base 268 to 1932 and encodes 554 amino acids. The record is from RefSeq and is a predicted model, not a curated record. Gene Ontology annotation, molecular function: zinc ion binding; protein binding. The transcript is spliced from 6 exons.
UUUUAAUAGAACGCUGUAUGUUUCUCUCUGUGUGUACAUGCAGUGAAAUGGCAGAACACAAUCAAGUCUUAAGUCUUCUCUUGAUAACAAUUCCAGUAGGCCUAUUCUUGAUACUGCCUUUGGAACAAUCUUACAGACACGCCUGUUUUGCACACGUCUUUCAAACACAGAACCAGGAAACUAUUUCAGCUCUUCAUUUCAGGUAAAACGAAGCUUAAGUGCUGUCAAACUGCUGUAUACUUUCUAUUUGUGUGUACAUUCAGUAAAAUGGCAGAAGCCAGUAUUUUAUGGGCUCACGAACAGUUCAGAUGUUCAGUCUGUCUGGAUCUACUGAAGGAUCCAGUGACCAUUCCAUGUGGACACAGUUACUGUAGGAGCUGUAUUACAGACUGCUGGAAUCAGGAUGAUCAGAAGGGAGUUUACAGCUGCCCUCAGUGCAGACAGAUCUUCAGCACAAGACCUGCUUUAGGUAAAAAUGUAGUGUUUGCUGAAAUGGUGGAGAAACUGAAGGCAGGACUCCUAUUUGCUUAUUCUGGUCAUUACGCUAGACCUGGAGAUGUGGAGUGUGAUGUCUGUACUGGGAGAAAAUAUAAAGCUGUCAAGUCAUGCCUGACGUGUCUGAACUCUUACUGUCAAAGUCACCUCGAACAACAUGAGAAUUUCUUUAAAAGUAAGAGGCACGAUUUGAUUAAAGCCACUGGACGAAUCCAGGAGAUGAUCUGCUCUCAACAUUACAGACUACAGGAGGUUUUCUGUCGUACAGACCAGCAGUGUAUCUGCAUGAAGUGUGUGAUGGACAACCACAAAAACCAUGACACUGUAUCAGCUGAAGCAGAGAGGGCUGAGAAACAGAAACAGUUGGAGGACACUCGCAGAAAGUUUCAGCAGAAAAUCGAUGAAAAAGAGAAGGAACUUCAGAAGUUGAGAGAGGCCGUGAAAACUCAUAAGCACUCUGCACAGGCAGCAGUGGAGGACAACGAGUGGAUCUUUACUGAACUGAUCCGCUCUAUUGAGAGAAGACGCUCUGAGGUGACACAGCUGAUCAGAGAUCAGGAAAAGGCUGCAGUGAGUCGAGCUGAAGGACUCUUGGAGCGACUGAAGCAGGAGAUUGAUGAUCUGAGGAGAAGAGACACUGAGCUGGAGCAGCUUUCACACACAGAAGAUCUCAUACAUUUCCUACAGAGUUUCCAGUCUCUCUCUGUCCUUCCUGGAUCUGCAGACAGUGUUACUCUCAGCUCCCACCUCUCCUUUAAUGAUGUGGGAAAAUCUGUCUCUCUGCUAAGAGAGAAACUUGAUUGUUUCUGCAAGGAAGGGUUAGAAAAUAUAUUUGGUAAAGUGACAUAUAUUGAGAUUGUAGCCACCCCUGAACCCAGCACCAGAGAAGAGUUCUUGCGAUAUUCCUUUCCUUUCUCUCUGGAUUUAAACACACCACAUAAAUACCUCCAUCUGUCUGAAGAGAAAAGAGUGGCUACUUUUAUUGGGUCUGACCAGCAGUAUCCUGAUCAUCCAGACAGAUUUGAUGUUUAUUCUCAGGUGUUGUGUAGUGAGAGUGUGUGUGGACGCUGUUACUGGGAGGUUGAGUGUAAUAAGAGCGAUAAUGUUUGUAUAUCAGUGUCAUAUAAAAGUAUCAGCCGGAAGGGAGUAGGUGCUGAGGGUGUAUUUGGAUUUAAUGAUCAGUCGUGGAGAUUGUCCUGCUCUUACUCCAGUUAUGCAUUCAGGCAUAAUAACAAUGUGGCUAAGCUCUCUGUAGUCCCCAGUUCCUCUAGAAUAGGAGUGUAUGUGGAUCACAGUGCAGGAAUUCUGUCCUUCUACAGCGUCUCUGACACAAUGACCCUCAUCCACAGAGAACAGACCACAUUCACUCAGCCACUCUAUCCUGGGUUUGGGAUAAAUCAGGACUCCACAGUGAAAUUGUGUCAUCCAUCAAUAUAGAUAUGAUAUUUAUAUUCAAAUGUAUCCAUUAAUGGUGGUAGUGUAAGGGUAGAAUAAGUAUGCAUAUGGAAAAAAAAUGACAGCAACUACACUAAUCAUAUCUGUAGGCUAUAUGGGCUUUAUGAAAUAUUUAAAUCAUUCUUCUAAUAUAGUGUAGAAUGGGGCUAAAGACCCUCCAGGAAUAAAAGGAGCAUUUUUAUUUAAUUUCCUCCCAAAACAUUUAAAAGCAACAAAGAAUUCCACAGCACUUUCCUAAACACUAUCACUAUGCACUAUCCAUGAGAUCACCUGUGCAAUGUCAUAAAGUUAGAUUUUUAGAUAAUUUGAUUUAAUAUUUGAACAUUUUAAAAUGUUGCAAAUUUAGGUAGCUAAUGAAAAUCCCUGAAAUUAUCAGAUUUAGUUUUAGACAAAAUACUUAUUUAUAAUUUUCAGUUUUGUUCAAGGUGAUUAAAUCAAAAGUGUUUUAAUAACAUUUCCAAUAAGUGAAAGGAUAGUUGGGGUAGAAAGCCCCCCUAUUGCUGGGUCCAAAGGGUUUUUUUGUUAAACAGAUUUGCCCUUAUUGAUUGAUCCAUUCACAAUGAAGAAUAAUUUGUUUAUAAAAUACUUGAAAUGUUCUAAAAUGCCAAAUGUGAUUGAAAUGAACAGAACAUGUUUAAUCCUUUUCUGAAGUGGCUGUUCUGAAUAAGUAUUAUUUUAAUUUGUUACUCAAAAAGGCAUGUUGUCUUAAAUGUACUCUACUUGCAUAAGUUGAAAAAUGUUGCCUUGUAACUUUUGCCCCUAUAUUUAACCAAUAUCAUUAUAACUUUUUACCCCAUAUGUGGGAGCCUUUUACCCCAAAUGUGAGGUAAAGGUCUCCAUUGACACGUUUAAAAAUUGAUUCAAUGAAUGUCAUUAAAACAACCUUCUGUUAUUAUUAUUAUUAUUAUUAUACACAAAAUAUUUUUUCAGUCUUGACACACUUUGUGACCAGAAAAGAAAACCUUAAGUGUGCCUUUAGCCUAGUUGUACUCUACUUCUAUUUAGUUUAACAAGUUGUUUUCCUGGAUUGCAUGUACACAAAACACUAAAUAAAAACAGUAUUUCAACAUUUUCACCAAUAAAUCAAUGGAUUUAAGUUAUGAAAGUAAAUGUCUGAAAAUAUUGUGUACUGUAUCACUCAAAAAAAUAUUUUAGCCUAUUUUUAAGAUGUAUCCAUUUCAGUUUAAUAACAAAUUUCCAUCUAAUUGAAUUGCCUAAUCUUUAACCAAAUAAAAUGUAUAAAUCUUAAAAAAUACAAGUUUUAUUAAUUACAUUUUCUUCAAGGUUGUUAUUAAAUUGAAAUGGAUACAUCUUAAAAAUAGGCUAAAAUAUUUUUUUGAGUGUAUCUAUGCACAGUGAAAAAUGUAUAAAUGUAAACUCCCAUUACAUUUAAAGAUCAUAUAUACUUUUUAGUGUAAUAUUGUUUUUAACUUCUUUGAUCUUGCCAUGUAAAUAGCGUUUGAUGCUGACAUAGCAUAAAACAAUUUAUAAUGAAUAAAUCAAAUCACAUAUUAUUUCUUGUGACCACAAGAUUGCAGUGUUCAUUAAAGAAAUAGUUCACCCAAAAAUGAAAAUUCUCUCAUCAUUUCCUCACCCUCAUGCCAUCCCAGAUGUGUAUGACUUUCUUUCUUCUGCAGAACAAAGAUUUUUAGAAGAAUAUCUCAGCUCUGUAGAUUCAUACAAUGCAAGUGAAUAGUGAUUAGGCCUAAGUCUGUAUAAACAUAAUCCUUUAGACUCCAGUUGUUUAAUCGAUGUCUUCUGAAGUGAUCCAGUUGGUUUUGGGUGAGAACAGACCAAAAUAUAUUAAUUUUUUCACUGUACAUCUUGCCAUUGCAUUCUCAAGGAACGAUCACGAUUUCAAGCUCGAUCACACUUCCUAGUGCUUGACGCAUGCGCA